ACUCGAUCAAAACCGAGGUUCUACCUGCCUACCAUUACGCUUAUCGAAACACACCAACUCAAACAUCUAAAACUAUGAAGGUCGCAGUCUUUGGCACUCGAAAGUAUGAUCAAGACUCGUUGAACGCCGCCAAUCAAGGCGGUUUCCUGAAGUUUACCUUCAUCGAAGCACUUCUUGACCAGACGACGGCUAUCCUUGCCGCUGACCAUGAAGCAGUCUGCAUAUUCGUGAACGAUAUCUGCAAUGCUGCUGUCCUCGAGAGUCUCCACCAUCUCGGAGUGAAAUUCAUCGCGCUUCGCUGUGCAGGCUUCAACAACGUCGACCUCGAAGCCGCCGCCCGUCUAGGGAUCCAAGUCGCCCGCGUACCCGCCUACUCUCCCGAAGCCGUGGCCGAAUUCACAGUCGGCAUGAUGAUGACCGUCGUGCGCAAGUACCACAAAGCCUACGCCCGCGUCCGGGAGGGCAACUUCCUCCUCGACGGGCUCCUCGGUUUCAACCUCCACGGCAAGACCAUCGGGCUCAUCGGUACCGGCAAGAUUGGCCUACUGACGGGGCGCAUCCUCGCGAGAGGAUUCAAUGCGAACGUGAUUGCGUAUGACCCGUAUCCUUCGCCGCUCGCUCAGGAGUAUGGUUUUGGAUAUGUGGAUACGCUCGAUGAACUGCUCGAGAAAUCGGAUAUCAUCAGUUUGCAUUGUCCUCUGACCGACUCGACAAAGUACAUCAUCAAUGACGAUACCUUGGGCAAGAUGAAGAGGGGCGUGAUUCUUAUCAAUACCUCGAGAGGAGGAUUGAUUGAUACUUAUGCACUUAUCCGCGCUCUGAAGAGUGGACACAUCGCUGCUGUUGGUCUGGACGUCUAUGAGAGGGAGUCAUCCUACUUCUUCGCAGACUCCAGUGCCAAAGUCAUCGCCGAUGAUACCUUCGCCCGCCUACUUUCAUUCUACAACGUCUUCAUGACCGGUCAUCAAGCUUUCCUGACUGAGGAAGCUUUGAGCAACAUCGCCGACACCACCUUCAAGAAUCUCAAAGAUCUCAAAGAGAAAGGAACUUGCGAUUGCAUCGUCAAGGCCUAGAAUUGUGCCAUCUACUCUCAAAAUCUAAACGGACCUACUAUAUAGAGCGGAUAUGGACUCCUUUUCAUUCACUGAUACCUUGUACCAUAUAAUUUCGGACCUUGCUUUCGUUU
Molecule: messenger RNA, 1186 nt
Organism: Coprinopsis cinerea okayama7#130
Lineage: Eukaryota; Fungi; Basidiomycota; Agaricomycetes; Agaricales; Psathyrellaceae
Product: D-lactate dehydrogenase
Exons: 5
Coding region: 75-1073 (332 amino acids)
Molecular function (GO): D-lactate dehydrogenase (NAD+) activity; NAD binding
Source: RefSeq, a predicted model, not a curated record